Messenger RNA from Anguilla rostrata (American eel), 3660 nucleotides. RefSeq names its product endophilin-B2-like. Gene Ontology annotation, molecular function: protein binding. Gene Ontology annotation, biological process: membrane organization. Lineage: Eukaryota; Metazoa; Chordata; Actinopteri; Anguilliformes; Anguillidae. The record is from RefSeq and is a predicted model, not a curated record. Bases 143 to 1348 code for a protein of 401 amino acids. The transcript is spliced from 13 exons. Gene Ontology annotation, cellular component: membrane; cytoplasm.
GGCUCAAAGAUUAGUGGGUGGCUUGCUCUGUCCAAUUCACUGCUAGUAGUGCCGUAAACGGAGCGCGCGCUAGCCGAAUUCCCUGGGCAGAGGUGCAGCAAGCUGAUGUUGCGGGAGGUGGUUAUAUGCACUCGCUGACACAAUGGAUUUCAAUGUGAAAAAACUGGCUUCUGAUGCAGGAGUCUUUUUCACACGCGCUGUGCAGUUCACAGAGGAGAAGCUGGGCCAGGCUGAGAAGACCGAGCUCGACGCCCAUUUUGAGAACCUGCUUGCUCGGGCUGACUGCACCAAGAACUGGACCGAGAAGAUUUUUCGGCAGACGGAGGUCCUCCUGCAGCCCAACCCGAUUGAUCACACCGGUGCUCGGAUCGAGGAGUUCCUCUUUGAGAAACUGGACAGGAAGGUCCCCUCCAGGACCACCAAUGGGGAGCUGCUCGGACAGUACAUGCUGGAUGCGGCCAAGGAUUUUGGGCCCGGGACCCCCUACGGAAGUACCCUGAUCAAGGUCGGGGAAUGCCAGAGACGACUAGGGGGGGCCGAGCGCGAGUUCAUGCAGACCUCGGCCAUCAACUUCCUCACCCCGCUCCGCAACUUCCUGGACGGCGACUGGAGGACCAUCUCUAAAGAGAGACGUCUCCUGGAGAAUCGCCGGCUGGACCUGGACGCCUGCAAAGCGCGUUUGAAGAAAGCCAAGCUUGCCGAGGCCAAAGCAGCGGCUGCGCCCAAUUUUCAGGAGACUAGACCACGUAAUUACGUACUGUCCGCCAGCGCAUCCGCGCUCUGGAGUGAGGAGGUGGACAAAGCGGAGCACGAGCUGCGCGUGGCUCAGACGGAGUUCGACCGGCAGGCCGAGGUCACGCGGCUGCUGCUGGAGGGCAUCAGCAGCACACACGUAAACCACCUGCGCUGUCUGCAUGAGUUUGUGGAGGCUCAGGCCAUCUACUACAACCAGUGCCACCAGUACAUGAUGGAUCUGCAGAAAGAGCUGGGCAGUUCGGAUGGAGAUGUGUACCCCAAUGCAUUCACUGUGAAUCCCGCCCCCUCCUCCAGCGCCUCCCCCUCGACAGCGGCCACCCUGCCCGUGGUGUCCAUCGCGGGGGCGGUCUCCACCAGCGCCCCGGAGGCGGACACGCUGAAGAUCGAGGAGGUGCAGCCCCCUGCCACCGGCACCCGCAAGGCCAAGGUCCUGUACGACUAUGACGCCGCAGACACCAGCGAGAUGUCCCUGCUGGCAGACGAGCUCAUCACGGUGUACACCGUGCCAGGCAUGGAUCCUGAUUGGUUGGUUGGAGAGAGGGGCAACCAGAAGGGCAAGGUGCCCGUUACAUACCUGGAGCUGCUCAGCUAAAGAGGACGGAACAGAGCGGAUCGUGACAUGACGGACAGUCCCACGCACUGGCACAUGCAUUUGCGCGUACACACUCGUUCAGACUUCCGCUUUCUGAAAAUUUCCUCCAUCAUGCAAAUGCACACACUGAAACAAUCAAACAUGUGCACAUAAACACUUACACUUGACUUAGAAGAAAUAAACAGAUGCUAAAUAAAUGCAAGAAGCAAAUGCACACCACUGACAGUAGGGAACAGCAAGAUAAAUGCAACCCACACAUGUGAACAUGGAGAUGCAAAAUAGGUGUUUACAUGAUAUGAAUUACCCCACGGCUUUCUUUGCCUGGGUUUUUUUCUUCUUUGCUUUGUUUUUUGUUUUGAUUUACUCCCAAAGUCAGUCAGGAACAGGUUAAAUGUUGAGGUCACCUGAGCACUUCCUGUGGACCUGAGGACCCCUGUGUUGGUCGUAUAGAUGAUGCGCCAUUUAUGCCUCCAGAUCAAUCCUUCCUGUGUCACGGGAGUGAUGGCAACAGUCUCCCAAAAACUUUGCUUGCUUCCCCUGGCUUUACCUCUGUCAGUAAGAAACACAGUCUGUAGUACUCACAAUUCAGAAAUUCCAAGCCUGCUAUGUUUUAGCCUGUUUAUUUUUUAAAUGCCCUUCAUUUUGUUUAGUACUUUUUAAAAAAUUCUUUCAGUUUUCAAAAAAAAUUUCUGUAUUUUUUUUUACCCAUUAGAAAGGCGAACACUUCUGCUGUGAUUCCUCACCGGCUGACUUGCCUUAACGUUACAGGACAGGAUUGUGCAACAUUUGUAAUCCCAUAGAAAGUAAUCCCCCUUAAAUGCCGUGAGGUCAUUGCUUUGCUUACAGUAACGUUGCCAUGGUGAAAUAUUGAGGCUGAAGCUCUGUGCGCUCUGGCAGCUGUCAGAUGUCCCAUGCUCCCUUGUGUCUGUGUCGGUGCGUAAAUGCAUGCGUUUACCAUCCUGAAUAUGCCACAGUACUUCCACCCCCACCCCCUUUUGUCUGUUAAGUGUGAUAUUGCAAAAGCAUGAUGUGUUCUUUCGACGCCGUGCACUUUCGCAGUCUAGUACUGAAACAGCAUUGGACAGCUCUCUCUGCAACUGUGAGCGUGCAUUUUAUUGUGUAAGCCCCACAGUCAAAAAGCUGUGCAGUAUUAACAAGGGCAUCUGAUGUUUGGCUGUGGUUAGGAAUAAUUUUGUCCAGGUCCAAAAUACGGCACUAAAUGUGCACAAAGCCAUAACUAAGGAAAGAAAGGUAUGAGGAUACUGUUUUGUAAACAUAUGUGAAGAGCCAGAAUGAAGUACUUUUUGGGCUGUCCAGCCAAUGGAGCUGUGUGACCUCAUUUUCAGUGUGGUGGUUUUUUUUUUCCCCCAGAGCUGUCAAGGUGCAUAAUCUUUCACAGCUGCAUCAGCACUUUGAGGAGUGUAGUUCUUUCUUUCAUUUUUCAGUGUCAUUCAUUAAAAAAUGGUCACAGUGUCUUGGACUGACUCCACCAUAGUGUUUCGGUCUAUGAAGAAUUUACGAAUUGUAAAUUUAUUAUUGGAGUUCUGUGAAUGAACCUUUUGUGAAAGAAUGUGUAACAUCCUUAAGUGGUUGGAGAAGAUUUCAGUUUUUAGGCAUGCUUAUCUGUUAACGUAAAAUUUUAUUUAAGAUUCUGAUGUGUGUACAUUCAUACAGCAUAUUUAAGCAUAUUGUGAUAAUAUAUGUAUGUUUUUUUGGGCUGUUAUUCUGUGGUUGUAUUCCCAUAUUUCACUGGUUCAUUGUGCCCCUUCAUUCUUUUAACAUUGUUAUUUUUUCUCAUCUCAGUCUGUGCAUAGCAAGGAACGGGUUACUGACUGCUGAAAAAUGUAUUCACCUGCACCAAAUAUUUCUCCUGUCUUUAUAUUGCUGUGGAUGUAUUUGAUGUCAUUUUUUGUUGUUGUUGAGGUGUUGAUGCUGUGUGUGUGUGUGUGUGUGUGUGUGCGUGUGUGCGCGCGCGCGCGCAUGUGUGUGUGUGCUUAAGCGUGUAUGUAAAGGCUUGAUCCCUGAAAUGUAUUAAUUUUUUUGAAGAGUAACUCUUUGUAACUUCUGUCUUUCAUCUUUGGCUUUCAUAUUUUGUAUCCCUGCCCCCCUUUAUUUAAAGUUGUAUAGUUUAAGCUGAGCAGAGACGGGCGGCUCACCCAGUCUGUCUCCGGGGCUACACCACUCUCACCUUGUCUCUUGUGUUCUUGUCACACCACUUUUUUUCCCCCUCAGUGUAUUUAUUGCCUGCUCCAAAAACCGUGUAUAAUGAAUGAGUAAAACUUGAACAUAAUAAAAAGUUAGCUUUAUUGAGA